UGACGACGGGAUCAGGGCCAGAAUUUAACUCACCAACCUGGGAUACAGACAGUCCUGCGAGCUCCAUGAGCUGGUCGAUGGAGAAGGCGCCUGUGCUCAUCAGCUCCCUAUCCAGGGCGGCUGCAGCCUUUGCACCGAGUGUCUACCAGUGACUGUCAGCUGCCAUUCAUUCACCAUCAAGCAAAACAGCGUGCCUUGAAUACCAUGGUCGAGUUCAAGGUGUGGGGCGACCUCUUGCUGUGUAUAGUCGAAGACCGAGUGGAGAGAGAGCAGUGGGAGGGGGAGGAAAAUCCGGGGGGAGAAACAAAAAGAAGCAAGACAGGUAAACCACCCAGAAGAGCUCAUGUUACAGCCGGAGGGUGGGGCAAUGCAUGCGCCCACGCACCACCUCAGCACCUGCACCCAUUUGGCGCACGGACCCCAAGACUGCCCAGCCAGAAUUUUUGGAGCUUUCUCCGGUUCCACUCACUCGAGCGAGAGAGCGCAUCCCGCCGGAGAGGCCAUCGCCAAAACCUUACGACGACCGCAGCAACCACCGACUCCGUACUCCGUGCCCCGGAUCGCACCCGCCCAGCUCAACCCCGCAACAUGGUCGUCAAAAUCCGUCUCGCCCGCUUCGGGCGCACCAACUCGCCCUUUUACAACAUUGUGGUAGCCCAUGCCAGGACGGCCCGCAACUCCCGGCCCCUCGAGGUGAUCGGCACCUACGACCCCAUCCCCAAGAAGGACACCUACGACGAGUCAGGGAGGCUGCACAAGGACAUCAAGCUCGACAUAUCGAGGGCGCAAUACUGGAUUGGUGUGGGGGCACAGCCGACAGAGACAGCGACCAGAUUGUUGAGUAUGGUGGGAAUCGUGGACCCUAAAUACCAGAAGACGCCACCAAGGAAGUCGACACCAAAAAAGGAAAAGGCGGCCCCGGCGGAGGCAUGAGUUAUGGGAGGGUUUCCAUGGGGAUAGGAAGAGCGGCAAAAGAUGGGAAUGGGACGGGCGUGUAUUCUAAAGGGAGGAUGCGUACUGAUACCGCACACAAUCCCUUGGCAUAUUUCUAACAGGCGUUUUUGGGCCGACACUGUCUGGAUUGUACGAUACGGUAGGGGAAUGGAAGCUCUAUCACUAUUGUUUGGGAAUUGUGGGAAAUCUUGCAUCUCGAAUGAUGAAGUGGAGGGCUUGGGGGUUUUUCACGCCAACGAGUUCCCAACCAGGGCCAAGAACGUGUGACCUCCAAAACCCAAGACGAUUCAAAGUAAGCAAUUGUUGAGGGACCAUAGCCAGCUGCCUGCCACAUACAAACCCUAAUCCUUGCCUGUCCAUGAUGGCGACCAACAGCAUCUACCUUAGCUUGUCUAGGUAGGUACUCAAAUUUGACCGAGCUCAGAGGCCAAGCUGAGCCAUAAGACAUGAUUCACACGUUUACUUCAAGCACUUGUAUGAAUGCCACGUCCAUCUCAGGACUACACAUUCUCUUUUCUAGUAUCAUAG
Molecule: messenger RNA, 1482 nt
Organism: Podospora pseudocomata
Lineage: Eukaryota; Fungi; Ascomycota; Sordariomycetes; Sordariales; Podosporaceae
Gene: MRPS16
Product: 37S ribosomal protein S16, mitochondrial
Exons: 4
Coding region: 205-933 (242 amino acids)
Biological process (GO): mitochondrial translation
Cellular component (GO): ribosome; mitochondrial small ribosomal subunit
Molecular function (GO): structural constituent of ribosome
Source: RefSeq, a predicted model, not a curated record